Alternaria ethzedia is the source of this 654-nucleotide messenger RNA. RefSeq names its product DNA replication protein psf1 (gene PSF1). Bases 1 to 654 code for a protein of 217 amino acids. Gene Ontology annotation, cellular component: GINS complex. NCBI's taxonomy places the organism in Eukaryota, Fungi, Ascomycota, Dothideomycetes, Pleosporales, Pleosporaceae. The transcript has 3 exons. Gene Ontology annotation, biological process: DNA replication; DNA strand elongation involved in mitotic DNA replication. The record is from RefSeq and is a predicted model, not a curated record.
AUGUAUGGAGAAGCGGCCAACAAGUUGGUCCAAAACGCCAAACGCACCCUCGCCCUCCCCCAUCUCCCACCCUACGCCUCGGAGCUCACACGCUCCAUAGUGCGCGAAGUGCGCGACCUCGACAAAGACGUUUCAUCCAUCCUCGCCCCCUACAGCGGGUCUUUCAACCCCAGCGCAUCCCCCGAAACCGCCUGCGCCCUCCUCGUAAACCAUCUCUGCAUGCGCCGGAACAAGCGGUGUCUACUCGCCUACCACCGCGUGCGGAGCGACAAGCUGGAAGAAUACUGCUGGGAGGGCGUCGACGUGCUGGAACAACAGGGCAGCAAGGACCAUAGCGGAGAAGGGGGGAGGGGCAGUGGAAUGGGUGCUGGAGGCGGGAAAGAAGAGAGUAGUUUGAGCCCUGAAGAGGAGGAGUAUGUGAGGCAAUACAGUGAUCUGCUUGCUGCGUAUAAGGGGCAAUGGACGGAUAUCGAUCUAACGGGGAGUCUGGAGCCGCCGCGCGAUCUCUUCAUCGACGUGCGCGUCUUGAAGGACGCGGGCGAGAUCCAAACAGAGUACGGCUCCAUAACCCUUACUAAGAACUCCCAAUUCUACGUCCGGCAAGGCGACGUCGAACGCCUAAUUGCGCAAGGAUACCUCCAACGACUCAGCUAA